UAUGUGUUAAAUAAAAGGGGUAACACAAGUUGUUUUAAAUUUUAUGAUUUUAACACAACUGUAUCUGGAGUAUAAAGGGAAAGUGACUGUUUAGUUUGUUUGUAAAGUAUAUGGAAUAGACACAAACAUAUGAAGAAAAAUAUACUCAAGCUCAGAAUAAAUGACAUCUUAAAAAAGUCGCACAGCUGCAAGUUUAAUUCUUUACGUUACUAAUCCACUACUCACUGCAAUCUUGUAAUUUACACGUAUCCAUACCACAUAUGACAUAAAACACAGCUUUGUAAGUCAACUGGUAGAUCAUUGCGUUAGCAGCAUGUGGGUUUCAAUUGCAAGGGAACACACAAAUGCUUGAAUACACGUAAUAGCUUGAAUGCACUUCAAGUCAUUUUGGAUAAAAGCAUCUGUCAAAUGCACAAAUGCUAAUAUACAUAAAACAAUACAAAAAGAAGUUCAAGUCAUUGAUCCUUUUUUACAAAACUAUUAUUUUACACUAAUAUGACAAAUAUGUUGCGUGUGCUUUAAGCCCAUGAGGAUUCCGGUCUCUAUCCACACACACACACAUGUGGCGGUGUCUCUGUUGCAGAAGCCGUUCUGUGUGAUAAUGCCAUUGUGUUGACGAAUCUAAUGACGCCUGUUGGUGUCUUACAAAGGCAGCACAAGGUCAUUAAGAGUGUGUGUGUGUGUACGUGUGCGAGCAAGAGAAUAAGAGAAGCACGCGGGAGUGUGUGUUCAAUUGGUUCCCAUGCUCGCAUCUAAAGCUGGACAGCAGGGCCGGGCUCACACACACACACACACAUUAUGGCACACGCCUGUUGACUGAUGCACAAAAAAAGUGUGUGACAUUAACGUGGCCCGGUGCCCCUCUACACACCCUCUGGGUUUUCUCACCCCCCCACCCUUAUUCUCCCUUUUCUUUCUUUUGGCAAUCUCUCUCUAUCCGUCCGUCCCUCCCCAGCUUAGAGGUCUGUGUUUCAUUGAGACUUUUCCCCUUCUAAUCAUUUUUACCCAUCAGAUGAUCCUGCCCCUGUUUCACACGCAGACUAUAAAGAUAGAGUCCUCCCCCACUACACACACAUACACACAGACACACAUGCACACGCUAGUGGUCCUUAGGGAAGCCGUUCGAAGCUUUGUGUUUAGAGACACAUCUGCGUCAAUACUCGUGGCCGAGCUUGUACACACACACACAAACAUUGGGAAUCUCACAAAAAUAUGUUCAGGUCAUACUUCGGCCCAAAAUCGAAGGAACGAGUUAAUUAGAUUUGGCAUGAAAAGCGUAUUUUCGGCCUAUUUGAUGCAAUUUUGCUUUGAGACUUUGACAAGAAAAAUCUGGUUAUUAACUACACAUCAAAUCAAAUGUCAUUUUUUCAGAAUAUCCGAAGGAUCCUAAAUUGGUUUUAUUUUCGUAACGCAAAAUAUUUUCUUUGCUUUUCAGUGGUUUUAGGAUGAAAUGUGAGCAAAUUCCUUAAAUGUUUUGUUAGAAGAUUGUACACACUUGUGCACUAACACUAACAAACACACAGUGAUAAGCUUUUAAUAGAUUUGGAAAAUCUUUAUUAUCCACACAUGUGGAAAUUCUUUUUCAGACUCAUAAUUACAAAUACCACAAAUACAUUGAUAUAGAUUGAUAGUUCACACAAAAAAUAAAUAAAAUCUGUCACAUUCAUUCAAAACCUGACUCUUUCCUCUGUAAAACACACAAGUAGAUAUUUUGAGAAAGUUCUCUGUGGUUUUGAGUCCAUACAACGGAAGUCAAUGUGUCCCAAUGUUGUUUGGUUGUCAACGUUUUUCGAAAUAUCUUCUUUUGUGUCCAGCAGAAUAAAGAAAGUCACACAGGGUUGAAAUGGCAUGAGGGUGAGUAAAUAAUGACUUUUUUUCAUUUUUGGUUACACUAUGGCUUUAAGUCAAUAUAUGCGUUUCUCAAGCAAGAGGUGUGUGUUUAUGUGUGUACGUGUAAGCGUCGGUAGCAGUGCUUAUCUGGUCCUAAUCUGACGGGUGUUUGAUGGACUCAACAAAUGUGUUUCAGCCUCUGUGUGUGUGUUGAUCAGGGGCGCAAGGACCCUUUGAUGCCGUAAUAUAGGCGUGUGUGUGAGGGCGGCUGCCAGGGUCAGCUCUGUCCUGGGAAAGUUGAGCUCUCCAUUUAAAUCAGCACAUAGUGGGACCUUCUGGUGGCUGUGCGAGCGGACGGGUGGACAGAUGGUACCAGCUCAUAGCUGCAGAUUCACUGCGAACUCAACCCGCAGUCAGAGAGCGAGAGAGAGAUGGGGAGGGGUAAGGAGGAGCAAUUUACCAAUUAAUCAGAUAAAUAGAGACUCGGAAAACAGACAUUUUUAUUAUAAUUACUGAAACACUUUUUUGAAAGUGAUGUUAUCAGAUGCUCCUAGCAUCACCAAAUGAAAUAAAACACUAAAUAUUCACUAACAUUUUCAAAUAGAAUACUCAAUAAAAGAAAAAUAAUAUUUUUGAUAUUGGUUGAACCACCUGUCAUUUAACUCAUAAAAUUGUGUUACAAAACAACAAUCUGUAGCAUCCGGACACAUCACAACACAUCUGGCCAUCAGGUUUCCACAACAACAUCAGCUUCAUCAUCAUUUCCCCUUGGCAGAAAUGCCAAGCCACGGUCGCCCCUAGCAAUGAUCUCUCACAUCACCACUCCCACAUGACAUCCUCCAUCCUUCACAUCGUUUAUCACUUGACCUCAUAUUUAAAUCAAGAGAUAUUUGUGGGCUUUCGGCUGUCUGUUCUCAUUUUAAUCAUUCACUGUCACUCGAUCACUACCUGAGGAUAUUCUCUUAUAAAACUUACAUUCAUCUUCUACACACAAACAUAGGUUGAAAUACAUAAUAGGCCUACAAUUCAAAUAUAAGGAUAACCAAAGAAUCAAAAACACCUUUUUUAACUCCUAAGAGAGAAUUAUCCUCCAGUUUGGAGAUAAGAAGUGACGGGUGUAACUGCGCGCAUGUGUCGUGGAUUAAUCCGCUUACGGCAGCAGAUGCGCUUCUGUCAAUCAAGCAGAUCGGGGCGCGCGCGCGAACUUGAGAGAGCUAGAGAGAACGCAGCAGGUGCGCGCGGGAUUUCAAACAUUUACAGCCUAUUAUUACAGUUAAAUAAGUUGUAUUUAAGAAAUCAUGUAAGGAAUAGUCUCGACAAAGUCACGUUUACGGUGAAACACAAUGCCAGCGCGGGAUGAGAAUGAACCCGUGAAUGGAGACGGCGGUGCGCCUCCGGUUCCGCCGAGAGCGACUCUUCAGCGUGACGCGAGGGCGCCGGUACCUGUGCGCAAGGUGAAGUGUGUGCUGGUCGGGGAUGAGGCUGUGGGUAAAACCAGUCUGGUCGUCAGCUACACGACAAACGGAUAUCCAGCUAAACACAUCCCCACUGCCUUCGAUCACUUCACAGCUAAAGUUGUGGUGGAUGGGAGACCAGUUCAACUUCAACUGUGUGACAUGGCAGGACAGAAUGAAUUUGAUCGCCUCCGUCCGCUCUGUUACCGUGACGCUGACGUCUUCCUGCUCUGUUACAGCGUGGUCCUUCCAGUCUCCUUUAAGAACAUCACAGACUGCUGGGCUCCGGAAGUCCGUCGUCUCUGUCCAGGAGUUCCCAUGAUCCUCGUGGGCACCCAGUGUGAUUUACGUGAGGAUGUGCAGAUAUUGAUCACACUCGCUGAUGAGCAGGAGAAACCAGUCAGCACUGAUGAAGGCCUCCUGUGUGCCCGCAGCAUGGGCGCGGUGGCAUUUGCCGAAUGUUCGGCGUUGACUCAGAAGAACCUGAAAGAUGUGUUUGAUUCUGCCAUCGUUGCGAACAUGCGGCAUGAGGAGGAGGGGGGGUGGCUGAGAAGAGAAACUUUAAGAGACAAAACACCAGAUAAAUUCAAACAGCUGUCUGAAACAUGGUGGAGAAAAUUGAGCUGUUUAAUGUGACCCCAGUGAACCUUGCUGAUCGAAACAAAAAUUUUAAUUCUUUGUUGCCUUUGUACAGUAAUUUACAAGACAUUUGGCUCACAGAACAAAAAAGCUUCUUAAAUAGUCAUCACAUUUCAAUUUGCAAGACAUCUUUUAAUAUUGUUAACGUUCUUCAAAAGCUCAGAGAAAUAAAAAAUAGGAGAUUGCUACUAAUAUGUAUAUAAAGAGUCUUCUAUAAGUAUAGAAUUUAUUUUAUUCAUGAUUUUUUUUAGGGUUGGAUGGACAGGACCUUAUUUAGCCUCACCUGUCAUUUUUUGUUCUUGGUUCUGUAGACGUGCGCUUGGAUGACGCAGGAUUGUUUGUGUCAGAUUGGCCCAGUACCUUGCUUUCACAUGACAGGAUCAAGUUAUCCUGUGGACAGAUUGAAGAUCAAGACUAGACAACACGAGGAACCAAAGCCUGCGUAACACCUGUUGUUCUAUAGACCACUGUAAUGCCAACGUCACGCUUACGUCACAGCAUUAGCUGGAGGAGGCCAAUACAAACUAGCACAGAUUCGGCUACAUAAGGAAUUUAAAUAUCAUCUUGUUGUGUUGUUUAGUGCCACAAUCGACAGAAUACAGUCUCCAAUUUGAUAUUUUACACACACUUGCUGCCAUUGCCAAACAAAAAACACUGAAGACAGCUGUAGUUAAACAUAAUAAAACGAGUGGACGGAACAGAAACGAUUAUAUGUUGCACUUCAUGAAACUACUGUGGAUUACGAUUUGUGUCUACAAAUAUCUCACUUAUGCACAAAUCACAAUCUGGAAGACAAUGUUAUUUUUCACGUGAUGUUAGCGCUAACUUUUGAAUGCAUAUGGGGUUGCUAAUUAACUUUGUUAGCAGUGUUGGGUGUAACUAGUUACUGAAUAAUUAGUUACUGUAAUUUAAUUACUUUUCCCUUGAAAAAGUAAAGUAAGGGAUUACUCAUAUGUUUUCUGUAAUUUAAUUACAGUUACUUUUGAUGUAAUUAAACUAAAUACUUUGUGAAAUAUUUGCGUG
Molecule: messenger RNA, 4946 nt
Organism: Triplophysa dalaica
Lineage: Eukaryota; Metazoa; Chordata; Actinopteri; Cypriniformes; Nemacheilidae
Product: rho-related GTP-binding protein RhoU
Exons: 3
Coding region: 3174-3920 (248 amino acids)
Biological process (GO): small GTPase-mediated signal transduction
Molecular function (GO): GTP binding; GTPase activity
Source: RefSeq, a predicted model, not a curated record